AACAAAUGGGGUGCUAGUGUGCGUGAGCUCGGGCUUAGAUAACUCUAUUGAUCAAUGAACCAGCUGACGUUUCAUUAAAUUCUAAUCAGUUGUGUGUAGUAACAAACUGUUGUUCCUUCGUUCGAUUGUGUGCUAGCGUAAAUAUCAAUAACCCAUUCAAUCUGUUUCUCAUUCUUUGUUCGUCUUCACCAAAGUGCACAGCAGUUCAUUAAUUAACUUAUGCUCAACAUUACUACACUCUUGUUGCAUGACUGAAGGUCUUUAAAUUUUAAAGUAACUGCCUCCAAGUUUGAGCUAUCCCCGAAAAUGUCCCAGGAAAAGUUUGAUUUGACCAAGGUCCACGAGUGCUUCGAUCGGUGCUUGGCCGACCCGAUUGAUCCGGAUGAUGUUCUUGUCGACGCUUACCUUGAGGCCUUCAAGGAACUUUACAAGUUCUUUUCCCUGAUGGGAACCGUUUUUGGCUUCGUCAGCAGUGACGUCAAGGAAAAGGUCGAGAUUCUGGAAAAGCACCGCCAGCAGCCGAACGCCGAAAAGUUCGAAACGAUCAAACGGAUGAUGGAAUACGAACGGGACGCGGAGCUGCUCGCGAAAAAGGACUACGUUUCGGGCAGUCGGACACUUUUACGGCUUCACCGGGGCUUAGAUUUCAUCUACGUGUUCCUGAAGCGGCUCGGCGAGUUGGCCAACCCGGACGAUAAAACAAACUGCGUCUGCCAGACGUCGUACAACGAAACGUUGGCUCAUUUUCACCCCUGGUUGAUCCGGAAGGGUGCCACGGUGGCGAUGUACGCGCUACCAAACCGGGACCAACUGCUGGAGAAGGUUUGCGUGGACGCCGCCACCGCGAUCCAGAAGCUGCCCGAGAUGCUGGUCGUUGCGCGGCAGGUUUACGACCGGACGCAAGAUCUGUACACCAAGUACGAUCUGCACGGGCUGCCGUAAGCGGGGUGAACGGAUGCGUACGCUUAUUGUGCUUUUAUUUUUUCUGUUUUGUAAAUUUGUUUCCAGUAGUUGUGCAGCACUUGUGAUAGUUUAAAGUAUUCAUGCGAAGAAUGAUUUUAUAGUGAUUGUAAAUUUUUAUGUUAUACCUGAUUAUGUUUGGUUUAGUAAAAAUAUUCGGCACACCUGAUUAAGUAGAUGCUUGUUUUGAUCUUACAAUAUAUCCAAAAAGUUGCUCAAUGUAUCAGCGUCAGUGGGGCCAUGAUGUGCGGAAUGCAUCAUAUUGUUAGCAAUGAGCUUAGAAAUACGGCGGAACAUCAUAAAUAAUCAUUCAUGGGUGUCUGGCGAAAAACAACGUUUAAGACAAAAGAUUAAAUUUUGUAAAAGAAAAGGCUUAGCAGGGAGGUCACGCGGUUUAUGCAUGAUCCCUUAAUUUAAAGGAAAAAAUAAAAUAAAAAGCUAAGGUAGCAUACAUUCCGGCGCCUUAAUCAUUUUUGGUAGCGUGAAAGCUCAUCAAGUAAUGCUUUGCAGAGCAGAAAAAAGCUUGAACAACGGCUUGCUGGCUUGUUGAUCGUAUGCAUUUAGGCGUUUUAAUUUAAUUACAAAACGAAGAAAGUAAACGAGGUAAACAGAUACAUACCAGAAUUUUUUUUUGGAGCAAAUUUUCAAGUUAAAGGUGCGAAUAUUCAGAUUAUUCUGACAAAAAUAACAUUAAAGCGUUUUGAAAAUUGGACUGCUUUGAUUUGAAAGUAUUAAAAGAAAUAAUAUUCUAAAAAUAAUAAAGCAGGGUGGCCACCUCGGGAAAAAUCCGAGAAAACCGGGAAAACCCGGGAAUUUAUUCCACCGGGAGAAAACCGGCAAAAACUCGGGAAUCUGACUGACAAACCGGGAAAAUAUUUUGAGUUUAGUUAAAAUUCGACAAAUUCCUCUUAAAUUACUUCAACGUAUACUUUUCUCUAUUAGAAUAUUAUUCUAGUUAUUCUGUUCAAAUUUGUGUAAUAGAUGUAGUGAUGGAGCGUGGCAUAUAGAAAUGUGAGCACCCCUAGCAUAAUAUCUUGUAGCGAACAGUAGUAUUGGUGUGCUGGCAUGUGCGAGAACUCGUAUGGUAGUGUGAGUGACAGAAAGAAAAAUAAAUCAGUCUUCUGCUUUGCUUUGGCCA
Culex quinquefasciatus (southern house mosquito) is the source of this 2098-nucleotide messenger RNA. RefSeq names its product ceramide-1-phosphate transfer protein. Gene Ontology annotation, molecular function: ceramide 1-phosphate binding; ceramide 1-phosphate transfer activity. NCBI's taxonomy places the organism in Eukaryota, Metazoa, Arthropoda, Insecta, Diptera, Culicidae. Gene Ontology annotation, cellular component: cytoplasm; cytosol; membrane. Bases 307 to 942 code for a protein of 211 amino acids. The transcript is spliced from 3 exons. The record is from RefSeq and is a predicted model, not a curated record. Gene Ontology annotation, biological process: intermembrane lipid transfer; ceramide transport.